Suillus paluster is the source of this 1197-nucleotide messenger RNA. RefSeq lists its product as uncharacterized. The record is from RefSeq and is a predicted model, not a curated record. Lineage: Eukaryota; Fungi; Basidiomycota; Agaricomycetes; Boletales; Suillaceae. The coding region runs from base 1 to 1197 and encodes 398 amino acids. The transcript is spliced from 7 exons.
AUGUCCUCUCCUUCAACAGAGCCUCAACUCACCACUGACGUGUCUUGUCCAAGUCCUACAGCUGCAAUCUCCCCUAUGAAUAAAUACACAUGUCCAUACUCCAAGCACAAGGAGGGCAGGAAUUUAGUAGUCUGUAUUGAUGGAUCAUCGAAUCGUUUUGGACUGAGGAACACCAAUGUCGUCGAACUAUACAGCCAACUCGUGAAAUCUGAAUCCCAACUCACUUAUUACAACAGCGGUGUGGGCACGCAGGCACGGCCGACAUGGCGUUUUCUUACAUAUGCCCAGUAUUGGCUAAGCAGCAAGGUGGACUUGCUUAUUGCCUGGAAUCUUGAAAAAGUGAUACUGGCGGCGUAUAGAUGGAUAUCAGAAAAUUAUCAGGACGGGGAUAGGAUCUACCUGUUCGGCUUUUCUAGAGGUGCCUACCAAGCUCGAGCAGUCGCUGGAAUGAUCCACCGCGUCGGCUUGAUUCUCCCCGGCAACAACGAGCAAAUACCAUUCGCUUUCGAGCUAUACUCUAAAAUAGAGGAAAAGGUGCCAAAGGCAAAAGGAUCUCAGGGAAAGCGUGUCACUGCGAACGAACUUGCAGAGACGUUCAAGAGUACAUUCUGCAGGUCGGACGUUCACAUCCAUUUCAUCGGCGUAUGGGACACCGUUUCUUCGGUCGGCGUUGUGAGGGGAAAGACGUUGCCUUCGACCACUAACCGUGACCACCAUAUGUGCUAUUUCAGACACGGUCUUGCUUUGGAUGAGCGGCGAGUCAAAUUCCUCCCAGAGUACAUCCAUGGUGCAAAUACGGCAGGUUCCCAUUCCGAUCGCAUCAAGGAGGUCUGGUUUGCGGGUAGCCACUCGGACGUGUACGUUUACGCGUUAAAUCUCGGCACCUUCGAUUUACUAACCGACGUUUGCAGUGGCGGAGGCAAUCGACUCAACGAGAAGCUUCAGUCAGGUGACAUUCCACUGCUGUGGAUGCGAAAGGAGGCUGUCGAGGCAGGCUUGAGGGUGAAGCCCACGGAGGUCGUCUGGAAAAUGGACGAUUUGCAGAAGAGGACGUUCGAUUCACUCCGAAAAGCUUGGUGGUUGCUUGAAUUUGUUCCCGUUAAGCGGGUUGUGUAUGGCACUCAAGACAGUCAAGACAGUCACGCAUUCAAGUACGUACCACUUGAGCUUUCUGCAUCAACGAAUUCAUUUAAGUAA